UUGCCAUUGAUGAGUCUCAAGCCAAGACAAAUCGAAUUGGGGGAACCUUGUAAGUCUAUCAAUAUGAUGAAGCUACUUGCCAUCUAAAGACUCUAUCUCUACAGGACUAUAACAAAACAAGCAUGCUCUUGAACAUGACUGUGUUUUAAUGUGCAGAGGGUAUAUGGCACCAGAAUAUGCAAAGCAUGGAUGAUUCUCUGUAAAAUUUGAUGUUUUUAGUUUUGGUGUACUAAUUCUAGAGAUUGUAAGAGGACAAAAGAAUGGUGGCAUCCAUGAUGGGGAGAAUAUUGAGCACCUUCCAAGCUUUGCAUGGAAAAGCUGGAGGAGAGGGACAUCAUCUAAUAUUGUAGAUCCCACAUUAUCUGACAGUUCAAGAAGUGAAAUAAUGAGAUGCGUUCACAUUGGCUUGCUGUGUGUUCAAGAAAGGGCUGCUGAUAGACCAACCAUGGCUUCGGUUUUGCUUAUGCUUGACAGCGACUCUCUCUCUCUUCCAGAACCCUUACAACCUGCAUUUUUUAUGAAUAACAAAAGUUUAUCACACAUCAAAUCUGAGGAGUACAAUUCUGUGUCAGCAAGCUCAAGUGAACAAACUAGUAAAACUGCUGAAAUAUUAUCAGUAGAUGAGGCCUCAAUAACUAAGCUAUAUCCACGCUAAAGGGGUGAUGUUUCCCUUCAAACCAGCCAAAACUGCGUCAAAGUUGCAAUUCGAGAAAUCAAAAUCUGGUAUGAUCAGUACAUGCUCAGAUACUCUCAAAGGAAGUUCUUUGGAGUGGCUCAAAUUUCGCCAGCAAAAUUCAUGUGGAAUCAGAAAAAUAGGACUUCAGUCAGUCAACCCGAUGUUGAAGCGCUAGCUCUGAUUUACCAACUCAUAAAAGAAGCCACAAACACAUCUAUGCUGUUCAGAGCAAACGGUUCAGAGGUGGUGGCAAAUAGUUCUUAGCAUCGAUAUGGGCUUGUGGAGUACACAAGAGACUUGGACAGUAGUUCAUGCAGCUUCUGUUUGUCACAAUUGAUGGUAGAAACACAGAAAUUUCCCCGGCAGAAGGCUGGUUGGCACAUAUUGGGUCCAAGUUGCAAUAUAAGACAUGAAAAUUAUAUCUUCUACCAGCAAAUUGGCGGACCAGAUAUUGCCCCUGUAUCACCAAUUUACCCGCCAGAUGAUGCAGGUUCUGCGGAAGGAUUCACAUCCAAAGUUAGAGCCAGUGUAGUUAUGCUUGUCCCGAUUGCAAUGGCUGCAGCUUUUUUGGGUUUUGCAACUUACGUAUGUUUUCACUGGAAAAGAAACCUUAAAGGGGGAGAAACAACUGAUGAAAUUCUGACACAGAAGUUGGAGAAUUCAAAGAAGCCCCACUUUAAAGAGAAAGGAACCGCGAAAGAUGAGUACAACAAUGGAGAAGUUCAAAACUAUCGUUUGAAGACCAUUAAGGUCGCAACAGACUAUUUCUCAGAAGAAGCCAAGCUAGGGAAAGGAGGAUUUGGACUCGUUUUCAAGGGGAAGUUGAGUAAUGGCAAGGAGAUAGCAGUUAAGAGGCUUUCAUUCAAAUCAGGGCAAGGCCUUGAAGAGUUCAAGAAUGAAGUGACAUUGAUAACAAAACUCCAACACAAAAAUCUUGUGAGGCUUUUGGGGUUCUGUCUGGAAGAAAAUGAAAAGCUUCUGGUCUAUGAAUACAUGCCAAACAAUAGCCUUGAUACCUUCUUGUUUGAUCCAAUAAAACGUCAACAACUAGAUUGGUCUAAGAGGAGGAGUAUUAUAAAGGGAAUUGCUAGAGGACUCCUGUAUCUGCAUGAGGACUCAAGGCUAAAAAUUAUCCAUAGAGAUCUAAAAGCAAGCAAUGUGUUACUAGAUGAAGAGAUGAAUCCAAAAAUAUCAGAUUUUGGAACUGCUAGAAUUUUUGUCAGCAAUCAAAUUCAAGCUAGUACUGAAAGAGUUAUUGGGACAUAUGGAUAUAUGGCACUUGAAUAUGCUUUAGAGGGAUUAUUUUCCAUCAAGUCAGAUGUUUACAGCUUUGGUGUCAUCAUGCUAGAAAUUAUCAGUGGAAAAAGAAACACCAGCUUCUACCAACCAGAACGUGGUUUGAGUCUUCUCUCCCAUGCAUGGCGACUCUGGAAUGAAGGCAAAGGACUUGAACUUGUGGAGCGUCACUUGGUCAACACUUGCCCGGAUAAAGAUGAAGCUUUGAGAUGGAUCCGCAUCGGGUUUCUGUGUGUUCAAAAUAUUUUUAUUUGACUAUAAAAAAUAUUUAAAUAAAAAAGACAUCAAUCCUCAAAAUAUUAUAUAAAUUAAAAAUAUUAUUUUUUAAAAAAUAUAACAUUUUAUAAGAUGAAAUGUAUAACAUGUAAUAAAAUAUAAUUUUUAUUUUUUACAUAAUAUCAUUUAAAAAAUUACUUCCUCCAUUUAAAAAUGUGAGACCUUUUUUUAAGAGUUGAAUGUUUAAAAAUAUAAAGUAUUUUUAAUCUUUCAAAAUAUAAUCAUUGUCUUUUUUUAAAAAAUGCCCCUAUUGACAAAUAAAUUUAUAUUUAUUGUAGAAUGUUUAAUAGGAGUAAAUAUGAGAAGAUAAGGUUAGUUUGAAAGCAGAUAGCUAUUUUAUUGAGAUGUGAGAUUCGAUUAAAAAUGCCUUAUAUUUUUGAAUAAAGGGAGUAUAAUAAAAUAAAAAAUAUAAAGAUUAAAUAUUUAAAUGUAUAAAAUGUAAGGCCUUUUUUAAGGCCUUAUUGGGGUGUGACAUGUAUAAAAUAUAAAGCAUUGAAAUGUAUAAAAUGUAUAACAUGUAAUAAAAAGCAAUUUUUAUUUUUACAUAAUAUCAUUUAAAAAAUUACUUCCUCCAUUCAAAAAUGUAAGGCCUUUUUUAAGAGUCGAAUGUUCAAAAAUAUAAAGCAUUUUUAAUCUUUCGAGAUAUAAUCAUUGUCUUUGUUUUAAAAGCACCCCUAUUGACAAAUGAAUUUAUAUUUAUUGUAGAGUGUUUAAUAUGAGUAAAUAUGGGAAGGUAAGGUUAGUUUAAAAGUAGAUAGCUAUUUUAUUGGGGUGUGAGAUUCGGUUAAAAAUGCCUUAUAUUUUUUAAUGAAGGGAGUAUAAUAAAAUAAAAAAUAUAAAGAUUAAAUAUUUAAAUGGAAAAAAUAGCAUCCAAAGACCACCAUAUGAUAUUUCUAUCAAAGAAGGACCAAAUGAUUUCAUAUUAUCACUAUAAUCUUUUGGUCCUUCUUACAUAUUAAUUUCAUAAGAAAAAAGACCGAAAUACCUCUCAAUUUAAAAUAAUAUGUACAACACACGUAGAACCUUGAAGAAGGUUACUUUACCCCAUUUGUCGGACGAGCUGCCCUCACAAUUACGCCCACGACUCCCCCACAUCAAUGACUGCCGGAAGCAUUUUCUUCUCCAACUUUCGAGGAUGAAAUGGUUGUUCCUAUCUGUGCAUGACAUUAUAAGGGUGAUUCUUUGAUAACAUUAUCGGUGGUCGAAGGUUUGGCAGUGGAUCAUUGUGAAUUGUUGAAGGUGGUUGUUCUCAGGCAUUGUUGGAGGUGAACAAAGGUGCUCACUAAAUGAUAAGACGGAUUUCAUUCUUCUGGAGGAUUGAGAGAAUGGUUGACAAAGAAGGAUAGAAGAGGUUGACAAUGGAUGAUUCUACAGUCAUUUUUUCAUCUACAUGCUACUGUACUUUGCUUGCAGAGCUAGUUCAGAGAGAAGAAAAAUAGGGAAAAGCUUCGACUGAGAUAGCUUUCAGCUGGGAACACGUUUCCAACAUUCUGUGAGGCAUUUUGGUCUUUUUUCUUAUAAAAUUAAUAUAUAAGAAGGACCAAAGGACUAUAGUGAUAAUAUAAAAUUAUUUGGUCCUUCUUUGAUAUAAAUAUCGUACAGUGGUCCUUGGGUGCUAUUUUUCCUAUUUAAAUAAAUAUAUCAAAUGGUAGCAAAAGUUAUGAUCACCAAGAUAAAUUCAAAAAUAGGGUAAUAAUAAUAAUAUUUUAAAUGUUUUUUAGUUUUAAGUAAUUAAAUUAGUAAUUACUGAUAUUAAAAUUUAAAAAGCACCAGGUCCUAAGAAAAGUGGAGGCAGCAUGAUUCAAUAGGAUCAGGGGUUAGUAAAUGGCGCGGGCUUUGUUCAGUCAUCAGUAUAAAUGGCACAGGCACAGUUUCAAAAAUAAAUAAAUAAAUAAAGCUUGAAACUUCUCUCUUCCCCAUCUUUUUCCUUCGUCAUCUAUGUUAGGGCUGUGUAAAAGUCUUCUAAUUUGGUCCGACUCAGUCCAAUUUGAAAUAAUCUUGUCUUGUUUAGUCCUUAUAAAUACUGGUCUUUUAGAUCAAAAAGAUUGAAAAAGAUCAAACUAUUUCUUCAUGUUGGACUGGACAGGAGACUAGACAUCUGGACCACUUAGUCCGAUCCUAUCCUAUUAAUUUAUUUAAUAUAAUUAUAAUUAAUUUAUUUUUCACAAACACUUCAAGUAUAAUUGAC
Messenger RNA from Prosopis cineraria, 4436 nucleotides. RefSeq names its product cysteine-rich receptor-like protein kinase 10. The record is from RefSeq and is a predicted model, not a curated record. Bases 1013 to 2227 code for a protein of 404 amino acids. Gene Ontology annotation, biological process: protein phosphorylation. Gene Ontology annotation, molecular function: ATP binding; protein kinase activity. Lineage: Eukaryota; Viridiplantae; Streptophyta; Magnoliopsida; Fabales; Fabaceae. The transcript is spliced from 10 exons.